AUGAGCACAAACAUCUCGGAGGAGUUCCAUAAUCAAGUAAGUAAUGCUAUCUACCAUGCGCCAAUGACCUCAACGGAACUUGGCACGGAACCCCAGGCGUUUUCACACCUACUAGACUUGUAUACGACAACACGAUGCCAAGCUGCCGUAGUUGAGCGAUCAGCCAAUGAACCCUCGCUACCUGCUGGUCUUGAUCAACUCACUGCUGAUGAGAAAGACUUAAUUCCCGGAUUUGAAUGGGAACAUGUGGAGAAGCCACAAUUCUCAGAGACACAAUCUUCUCUAUCAUCUAAAGAACUUGGCUGGUCUUUACUCACAUCAACAAAAACGUAUCAAAAGUCAAAAAGAGUUUCUUCCAACGCCAUGGAAAUCAAAUCUAUCCAGUGGGUGCCAGUGGACUCGAAAGGGGACAGAACCUUGCAAAGAGCUGUGCGACGUGGACCUUUCUUGAAUCAGAAGCUCCGUGAAGAAACCAGCAACACUCGAAAGCUAAACGCGUGUGUCAGGUGUAGAAUGCAAAAGAUUCGAUGUCAAAUUGAUCCGAAUAAUCCAACCGGGAUUUGCCAAACAUGCCAAGAUGUAUCGAGGCAAAGAAUCCACACGCUACCGUGCGUUCGCCAUAAGCUCACAGAUUGUGUUAUUUAUCGCACAGGGAAAGCAAAGGGAUUGGAGUUCACUUUCAGGUGGCCAGAGAUGAAGUUGAGGGAUAUCACUCAGUGGUCCAGCAGCAAAAAUAGGACCAUCAAAGUGCAGUCUGAUCUCUGCGACACUCCACUGGAGUUGACGGUUAGAAGGUUCGUCCCAAUUCCUCAGGAUGUAUUGCGCAAAUCUUGGAUGGAUGGCAAAAAGAAGAAAUUCAAAGAGACAACGCCAUACGCUAUUGUAAACAUGAUGGACGCGGUGAAGGUGAUGGGAGACUACAUCAAUAAGCACAUCUUCGAAUGCGUCGCAUACUGGCUAAAAGAUAAGGACGACUGGGUCCAAGAGACAUACAAAUUCGCUGCAAGAUACAUGGCCAAUGCUCCGCCGGAUGAGCAAGCACUUCUUAGUGAUACGUUUCGACUGUGGUUCGCAAUCCGACGGACUGCCACGACUGAACACCUCGUUGGGAAUGAUACUCUAGACAUGGAUCCAGAAGAUAAAGACCAUUCCUAUCCUCUAUUUGGAAAAGUUCCACUACCUCCUGUCAUGAUACAACAGCUGGAUAUGAUCCUCACUAUCGGCUUCUUGAAACCUCUUCGAAAAAAGUUUCUGGAAGACUUUCAAAAACUGACAAGGGCCAAUAAUCCGAAGAGCUGGAUGGCGAUUUACCUGAUCACAUUCAUCGCCUGUCACAGCUGUGCUGCAGUCACUGCCGAACAUUACAAGAACGCUAGAAAACAUGGCUUGAAGAGAAAAUAUGCAAUGCCGCACUUCAUUGCCGAGCGGCAUCAUAGUGCCAAUGUAUACUUGUCUCAUUAUCACUAUUGUACAAGCUCUCAUAAUCCUUUCUUGCUCAUAGAUAAUUGGGACAAGCGUGAGACUACGCAGUUUGCCGACAUGUCACCGACCGAGUUUCACUUCUUACGCAAGACCGCGAAGAUGGUGAAGGAGAGAGAGGAUCAAAUCAGAGAUAUCAAUAAGUUUCACUAUUACGAGGAUGAUCUGUACUUCGUAGCACAGAUGCACGAGAGAAAUUGGACGCCGAGGGAUACCAAGAUCGAUUACACUGAAGGGACGGUUGCAGAUGUGCCACUGAAAAAAUGA
Messenger RNA from Cadophora gregata, 1746 nucleotides. RefSeq lists its product as uncharacterized. The coding region runs from base 1 to 1746 and encodes 581 amino acids. The transcript is spliced from 5 exons. Gene Ontology annotation, biological process: regulation of DNA-templated transcription. NCBI's taxonomy places the organism in Eukaryota, Fungi, Ascomycota, Leotiomycetes, Helotiales, Ploettnerulaceae. The record is from RefSeq and is a predicted model, not a curated record. Gene Ontology annotation, molecular function: zinc ion binding; DNA-binding transcription factor activity, RNA polymerase II-specific.